AUGUUACGCACCUUGUGCCUCCUAGCUGUGUUUGCGGCAGCACGCGCCUGCAAACCUUGCACAUGCGGGGUGGUACGCGGUGCAAGAGUGGUGGGAGGACGACCGAUUUCGCCUGGAGAGCUUCCAUGGCUGGCUGCGCUCAAGAGAGAUGGUAAAGUCAUCUGCGGAGCCACAGUCGUCGCCCGGGAUCAUCUCAUCACCGCAACACAUUGCAUCUUCGAAGUGGAAGCUUCCCGGCUCACAGUCCUCGUAGGAGAAUACGACGUAAACAACUCGCUCUCUGAUGGCAUCCAGGUGUCGCACGUCACUCAGCACCCGGACUUCAACCGGUUUACGUACGACAACGAUAUCGCGGUGCUACGCCUGGCUGACCCCAUCCCCGACAAUUUGUACAGACCAGCAUGUUUGCCUGACUUCGAUGACGACAACAAACUUGAAGGUGUCGAAGCUAUAGUGUCAGGUUGGGGAAGCACAAUAGAAAAAGGACCACCGUCAAAUAUCCCUAUGAAGGCGGAGGUUAACAUUUGGGCGCAAGAGGAGUGCACGGGAGCUGGCUAUGGGCGAAGAAAAGUUACGCCAAGAAUGCUCUGCGCGAACGCCCCAGAGAAAGAUUCUUGUACCGGUGACUCCGGUGGUCCAUUACUACUUCCGCGACCGCACUUUACUAUUGUUGGUAUCGUAUCUUGGGGACGCGGUUGUGCAAGACAAGGCUACCCCGGAGUGUAUGCACGUGUAGCCAAAUUCUUGCCAUGGCUAAAAUUGGCUUUACGUCAUGCUUGCACGUGUUUACCGCCGACUCACUGA
Parnassius mnemosyne (clouded apollo) is the source of this 804-nucleotide messenger RNA. The record is from the annotation of a GenBank genome assembly. NCBI's taxonomy places the organism in Eukaryota, Metazoa, Arthropoda, Insecta, Lepidoptera, Papilionidae.